Molecule: messenger RNA, 3169 nt
Organism: Durio zibethinus
Lineage: Eukaryota; Viridiplantae; Streptophyta; Magnoliopsida; Malvales; Malvaceae
Source: RefSeq, a predicted model, not a curated record
AUUUCUCUGAACUUUGAAAUUCAUGAUCAAUCAUAGACUCCAUAAUGCUAACAAAACCAAAAUCUUCAAUUUUCUAUAAUCGCCUCUUUUUGCCCCUCAAAAUUUCUAUAUCUUCACUCCACACCACAACAAAGAGCAAUGUUGUCCUUAACUCUGUAAGAAUCCGCAACAAAGCUACCAAAUUUGUCGUUUAUUGCAAUACCCAGAUCACUCAAAAUGGAAGAAAUGGUAAUAUCAGAGAAGCCGAAUCAAUUUUUAACCGCAUGCCAUUCAAAACCACCGUAUCUUGGACUGCCAUGUUGACCGCAUAUGCAGAAAAUGGGCAAAUUUCAAAAGCCCGUGACGUGUUCGAUAAAAUGCCGGAAAGAACAACAUCUUCGUACAAUGCGAUGAUCACGGCUUAUAAUAAGAAUGGUUGCAUGGUAGAUGAAGCUUAUAAGCUUUUCUGCAAUAUGUCUGAAAGGAAUGCUGUGAGUUACGCCACGAUGAUCACAGGGUUUGUUAGUAAGGGAAGGUUUGAUAAGGCUUUGGAGAUUUACGAAAAUACCCCUGGGAAAUGGCGGGAACCUGUUUGUUCAAAUGUAUUGAUAAAAGGGUUUUUGAAAAUUGGGAGAUUGGAGGAGGCAGUUGGCUUUUUCGAAGGUAUGGCUCGGAGGGAUGUUGUUUCUUGGAGUCUAUUGGUUGAUGGGUAUUGCAAAAGUGGGAGAAUUGUGGAGGCUAGAGAAACAUUUGAUAAGAUGGUGGAGAGAAAUGUGGUUACUUGGACAACAAUGAUUAAUGGGUACCUGAAAAUGGGAUAUUUAGACGGUGGUUUUGGUUUGUUUUCUAGUGUGAGAAAAGAAGAAGGGGUUUUGGUUAAUUCUACUACUUUGACUAUUAUGCUUGAAGCUUGUGGACACUUUGAUAGAUAUAGAGAAGGAAUUCAAAUGCAUGGAUUGGUUUUAAAGUUGGGAUUUGAAUCUUGUGUCUUUCUAGGGAAUUCUAUUAUCACAAUGUAUUGUAGAUUUGGUUGUGUUGAUGCUGCUAACUUGGUAUUUGAUUUGAUGACGAAGAAAGAUUUGGUUUCUUGGAAUUCUUUGAUGAUGGGUUAUGUCCAAGAGAAUGAAAUUGAUGAAGCUUAUGAACUUUUUGAAAAGAUGCCUAGAAAGGAUGUAGUUUCUUGGACUACCAUGAUUAUUGGGUUUUCUGGUAAAGGACAAACUGAUAAAGCUGUCGAGUUGUUUAGAAUGAUGCCUGAGAAAGACAAUGUUUCUUGGACUGCAGUAAUUUCGGGGUUUGUGAGUAAUGAGAUGUAUGAGGAGGCUUUUUGCUGGUUUGUUGAGAUGCUUGAGAAAUCAGUAAAACCAAAUUCUCUUACUUUGAGCAGUUUGUUGAGUGCUUCGGCCAAUUCAGCAAUACUAAACCAAGGGCAGCAAAUCCAUGCACAAGCAAUAAAGAUGCAUCUGGAAUUUGAUCUGUCAAUUCAAAACUCACUUGUGUCAAUGUAUUCAAAAUGUGGAAAUGUAGCUGAUGCCUAUCAAAUCUUUAUGAGUAUUAAAGAAUUGAAUAUUAUUUCUUUCAAUUCAAUGAUUACUGGCUUUGCUCAAAAUGGGUUUGGUGAAGAAGCUCUUAAAUUAUUUAGGAAAAUGCAGAGUGAAGGCCAGGAGCCAAAUCAGAUAACCUUUCUUGCUGUUUUGUCUGCCUGCAACCAUGUUGGACUUGUGAAUGUAGGAUGGGAAUACUUUAAAUCCAUGAAAUCCUUAUAUAACAUAGAACCUGGGCCUGAUCACUAUUCAUGCAUGGUUGAUCUCCUUGGCCGAGCUGGAUUGUUUGAUGAAGCUGUUGAUUUAAUUUAUUCAAUGCCUUUUAAACCACAUGCUGGAGUUUGGGGAGCUCUCCUGGGAGCAAGCAGGACUUAUCUCCGUCUUGAUCUUGCAAAGCUUGCUGCUCAGCAGCUUAGUAAAUUGGAACCUAAUAGUGCAACCCCUUAUGUUGUUUUGUCCUAUUUAUAUUCUGUCCUGGGAAAGAAGAAAGAUGGAGACCAAGUAAGAAUAGACAAGAAAUUAAAAGGGAUAAAGAAGAGCCCAGGGUGUAGUUGGGUGAUAGUUAAGGGUAAAACUCAUUUGUUUCUCGCAGGAGACCAAUCUCAUAAGGAUUCAGAAGAGAUUAGAGUUACAUUAUGGAGAAUUAUGAAGGAAAUGGAAGAGUUAGGUUGUUAUAGAUAAAUUAAUGGCUCCCUUUCUUAUGUAUGUAUGAUGAAUGGUUCCUCUCUUCUUUGUCCUCCAUAGGUCUCUUCUGCUGUAAUAGUUAUUAUUUAAGGCUUGUGGCUUUGUUUUGAAGCGCCCAACACUGGUUUUAAGGUUUUCCAUGCCAUUCUUCAUAUGUGAGCAUUAUGCACUGUAGAUGAGGAAAUCGAGAAGAUAAAAGUGAAGAAUGUUUUAAACGGAAUGAUGGUUGCUUAGCUUGAAAUUCUCAUUUGACCAGGUUUUUUGGUAAAAGGCUAAAAGAUGUGUCCAUUGUGGGGCUUUUAUUGGAUGAGAGAACCACGCUUACUGCCCCUUGUGGGUGUUGCUAGAGCUCACAUCUAAUUUACAGGUUACCCAGCAUGUAAAAUGGGUUCGUUUCCAGCCUCUUGGAAGUAUGUAGAGCGCUAAGAGCAGUUUGUCAUCCAAAUCAAACCACUGUCACCACUGCUACUGCCAAUAACAUCAUCGUCAAUCCUUUCCUCAGCUUUGCCAAUGUGAACAAAAUGCCUUCACCAUCAGUAGUGAUGUUGCGUUGCUGCUGAAAGGAGCCAACUUGACCACCCUGUCUUUUUGUGCCGCACUGUGGUAACUUCCUUUUCUGUGUCAAGAAUGUAGUUUAUUCGGUAAGUGAGAUUAGUAGCUCUACUUCGACCGUACUAGAUGUAUAGUCUCAUAUCUUUCCUCUGUUACCCAUUUUGCGGAUGCUAGUUUGAACUAGAAUUAUGAAUUUAUGAUGGUUGCAAAUCCUCAGAGGUAAGGGAAAUGAUAUAUGCUUUUUUCGUCUUCUUGUCAACAGGGUUGGACCUCCAGUUUGCCUAUUAUGAAUUAUAGAUUAUGUUUACUUGAAUGGGGAAACAUGUGCUGUAUAGUAGAGUUUAUGUGAUAGCUUGUCCUAUGUUGACACAAAAAUGUCAGAACUAACAUGAUACUUGCCAAUUGCCAUC